CCCUGAGAGAAACUUCAUUUUUUUUUCUUAAGAGCCGCAUGGUUGUUGACUCGCUUGUUGCAGAUAGUUUUCUAGUUUUAAGUGUAAAAAUUGCAUAAUUUUAAUAAAAUUCUGGUGUGGAACCAAUGAAAUUCGGCUUUGAGCUGGACUUUGUUUGCCGGCAAGUUGUGCUGCUAUCUCGGCUGCUAUACAGUGCGAUGCGAUUUAUAAACCGGUGGAUAAGCAGAAUACGAUUUCCGAUUCGAAAAGCAAAAAUAUCCUGCAUCUCGCUGGAAACCUACACAGCACUGAAUCUUGGACGAUGAUGAAGGUCUGGAUGACGAGAAAGAAGGGCAUCUUGCAAAACGACGACAAUCUAUGACUAUUCGGAGUGCAUUCGACGGAUUCAUACGGUCAACGAGGCAGCCAAACGAAAAAGGAUACUGUUCCGCCAGGGGAUACGUCGAUAUGCGUACGGACUGCAGGAUAAACAGUAUCUGGAGGAGCAAAGUACCCCUUCUUCGAAACCACCGGAUCCUGUCGAACCCGCUCCAUAAGAGGAUGAUCCUGAUGCCAUUAUGUCCGCUAUUCCUUUAUCAAUGAUAAUACUUUUGGCAGCACACCACCAUCAGUCGAUACUUGCUGCUCCAGAAGUUUGAUCUCAGCGGUCGAGUCCGGCUGCGGAUCGAUCGAAUCAAGUUAUUGUUCGAUUGGGUUUUGGUAAGUUUUUGGAGAAGCUGAGAAAACAGCUGUUUCAUGUUUAAUUAUUUUUUAAGCAAAUUGUUAUCAUUCUUCUUCUUGGCGUAACGUCCCAACUGGGACAAUGCCUGCUUCUCAGCUUCUAUGUUCUAUGAGCAUGCAAAGCUCCCUCUGCCAAUGACCACAUUUUUGCAUGUGUAUAUCGUGUGCCAGGCACGACGAUAUUCUGCCCAAGGAAGUCAAUGAAAUUUCCUUUACGAAAAGUUCCUAGAUCGAACGGGAAUCAAAUCCGUCACCCUCAGCAUGGUCUCGCUGAACACCCGCAUCGACCAUAUGAUCCCAACAGCAAAUUUAGUUGGCCACCCCUCCCCUUCCAGGAGAUUGAGUCCAACGGAUAGUUUAUAGUACUAGCCUGAACCCAAUCUUCCAGGGGAGAGAUAUCAACAUAAGGCGAUAGCUAAUGGUACCAAUAGAUAGUACUCAUGUACGGUCCCCCCUUUUAUUUUGAAGAAGUUCUUCUUCUUGGCGUUACAUCCCAACUGGAACAGAGCCAGCUUCUCUGCUGUUUUGCCAAUGACCAUGUUCCUUCUGUAGGUCGUGUGGCAGGUAUUAUUAUAUGAUGGUGCUAAAGGAAGUCAAGGAUAUUCCGUAACGAAAAGAUCCUGGACCGUCCGAUAAUCAAAUCCGUCACCCGCAGCAUCGUUUUGCUGAAUAUCCGACAAGGCUACCUAUAUAGGUAUGCCAAGUUUUCGAAAGUGUACUUUGAAUCAAUGAGUUUUACGGCUAUCGUGUACAAUUCCAUGAAUGUGUCCUUAAACUUAAUGCCCUUUACCGGAUUGCUACCGGACUGGUAUUUCUGUUGAUACUACUAGUUGAUAUGUAUAGGAACUCCCGUGGCAAUUGCCACGUUAUAGCCAUCAUUAUUAACAUCAACUGCUUUCGAUAAAUGAUUGAGGAUUUACAAAAAAACAUCUCAAUAUUUUACGAGAAGGUACUGACUUCUAAGAAUGAUAGAGGACAUUUUUAAUAACAUUUAGAAUGUUGAUUGAUUGAUUGAUUUGUCUUUAUUAGAGAGACUUUCAGCCCUUGGCUGGUUCGUCUCUAGAACAUUUAGAAUGUUAUUAAUAUUAUUACUAUUUGUUAACGGAACUUCACCAUUAUUGUAGCAUGCGUGUCAAAUUUAGAAUGUAUCCAAGGAAUUUUUGAUAAUCUUUGCGAAUUUUCAAAAAUCAUUUAAAACAUUUGGGAUGUAUCACAGGUAAUUCGGAUUCCUAUAAAUGAUUAAGAAUAUUUUCUAUAGUUUUUAGAAUACAUCCCAGAUGUCUGGAAAUUUGGAGUCUUUAGAGAUUCUCACGAAUUAUUUAAAUAUACUCCAUGAUGCUACGGAAUCCUAUAAUUUCUGAUAAUUUUUAAGGAUUCUCAGGAAUUAUUUUAAUAUUAUUACUGAUGCUACGGAUUCCUAAUAAAGGAUUGAGAUUUUUUUCUAUACUUUUUAAAAUAUUUUCCAGAUUACUGAAAAUUUCUGACAAUCUUGGAGGAUUCUCAGGAAUUAUUUAAAUAUAUUAUUUACUGAUGCUACGGAUUCCUAUAAAAGAUUGAGAAUCAUUUCUAUACUUUUUAAAGAAUUUUUCAGAUCACUCAACGUUUUUGAGAAUGUCUCAGGAAUUAUUUCAAUAUAGGUAAAUUUAUUUGAAACUAACCCAAAGAGAGUGCCACCUAUCGGUAAAAAAAGCAACUACGAAAUAAGUGAUCGCAACCAAAACAUUGGCUGGUGGUUCAGGACCAAGUGGAAAUUUUCAUCAAUUUUUUGGUAAUAUUACUGAAAAUAUAUUCUAUCACUAUGGAACAACCAGCUUCCGGAUGCUCGAGUAUGGAAAAGGUAUCUGUCUCACUUGGACAGGUACUUGAUUACGUCGGAGACUCAGUGCGACCGUUGCGGGAAGGUCAGAAUGUGUUUGACUCUGGCCACAUCGUUUGCAUUGGAUUCAAUCAGAAAACUCCCGAUUAUCUGCGCUUGGCUGCGUAUGUUUUGCAGAGUUCCCACCCGUCAGAUAUUCCACACGAACUAGAACUGAAGAUCGGAACGGAUUACCGUAAAUGGUUGCUAAAGUGCUCUUGCAAGGCAGGAACUGCGCGCUGCAAGCACAUUGUUGCAUGCCUCUUGCACCUGUGCCAAUUCAGAUUCGUGGAGUACAUGACUUGCACCGACUCUCGUCAAGCUUGGGGUCGGAGUAAAGCGGAGAUUACACAGUGGCGCGCCAAACCCGUGUUGCAAUUGUGUUGUGUUCGGAAACACCCACCCGUUUGUUCUUCAGAGGCACCCAAUAAACGAGAACUGCUGCAACAGGAAUUCAACAGAAUUUUACGAGCUUCUCCAAAUUCAGCAAUCCAGAAACAUAUUACCGGGAGAGAACUGAGUGUGCCAUUGCCCAUAGCAGGACCAUUGAAUCAACCUGACGUUAACGUAUAUGUAACCAGGAAUGAGCUGUACGAAUUGAUGAUGAGUGUUGAGCAAAUCUCAAACAUUGCGGAGUUUGAUACUGAUAGUAUUAAACACUUUUAUGAAAAAACUGUUGAGAAAGACGAUCAAACAAUCCUGGAUAUAGCAGAAGAGACCAAAGAUCAGCGAAACGAUGCUUGGUAUUUACAUCGCUCAAUUAGGAUAACGGCAAGUUCAUGUUAUGAUCUCUUUACAUACACUCGUAAUAAGAAUGCGGAUUGGGAUAGGAAGAUUCAGCAGUAUUUGAAUCCCAAAUUGAUACGAUCCAAAGCACUAGACUAUGGGAAGCAAACUGAACAAUUGGCCCUUGACUGUUACAUGGCAAAACGAAAUCCAUUAGUUAAGAAAUCUGGAUUUGUUGUAUGUUUGAAGGAACCAUGGAUCGGAGUUAGUCCUGACGGUAUCGAUGCUUCAUGUAAUCUUUUAAUUGAAAUUAAAUGUCCAGUAUCAGGAGAAGAACAUGAUUUGCAGUGGAUACUAGAUAAUUGUAAAGCAACUAAUGUUUAUCUUAAGAAACAGGAAUCUUCUCUUUCUUUGAAUAAAAAUCACAAAUAUUACGCACAAGUACAACUGAGUAUGUAUGUCUUGGGGUGUAAUAUGUGUGAUUUCAUUGUAUAUUCCAAACUCGCGAACGAUUUCUUAGUUGUAGAGAUACAGUUCAAUGAAGAAUAUGUAAGAAGCCUAAUAGGUGCGUUAAAACUGGUAUAUUUCCAAUUUAUGUUGCCUCAAAUCGUUAAAAAACAUCAGGGUGAUUCAGUGUAGUUUAAUCUUUUUAUUGCUGUUUUCGAUUACAUAUCAAAUAAAAGAAUGAUUGAAAAGUUUGAGCUGAAA
Molecule: messenger RNA, 4009 nt
Organism: Aedes albopictus (Asian tiger mosquito)
Lineage: Eukaryota; Metazoa; Arthropoda; Insecta; Diptera; Culicidae
Exons: 6
Coding region: 2519-3940 (473 amino acids)
Molecular function (GO): zinc ion binding
Source: RefSeq, a predicted model, not a curated record